AUGUCGGGGCCAAUGGUGUUGUGUCAGCUAUGGAUGGGUGGUUUAGAGCCAUAUAUGACAGAGAGUUUCAUCAUGAAUGCGUUUCACAAGAUGGGUGAGCAGCCACAAACAGUAAAAGUCAUGCGAAAUCGGUACACUGGUGAGCCAGCAGGUUAUUGCUUCGUGCAUUUUCCAACUGAUGAAAUGGCACUCGACGCUAUGCACAAGUUAAAUGGCAAGGUGAUACCUGGCUCGAAUCCUCCGGUACGGUUUCGCUUAAAUCAUGCUAGCACUACAGGCAAGCCUGCUGCUGAGAGAGAAUUUAGUAUUUGGGUAGGUGAUCUGUCCACCGAUGUAGACGACUAUUCUUUGUACAGAGCAUUUGCCGCGAAAUACAACUCAAUCAGGACAGCUAAGGUCAUAUUGGACAGCUCUGGCUUUAGCAAGGGUUAUGGCUUUGUCAGAUUCGCGAACGAGGAAGAGCAGAAGAACAGCUUGAUCACUAUGAACGGCUACAGAGGACUUGGGACGAAAUCUCUGAAAAUUUGCAACGCGGUGCCUAGACCUUGGAAUAAAAUCUCUGGUUCAACGCCACCACAAUCAACCUCCGAUUACCCACCGUCUAACAUGAAUUCAGAGGCGUACAAUUAUUACGAUACGUCAUCAUAUUGGAAUAGUUACAGUGCUUGGCAGCAAGGCUAUUAUGAAAGUGAGCCGACGUCGGAUGCUUACAACAGUUACGUAUCUGAUCAGAAACCCGAGGAAGACGAAUUGGAAUUAAUCGAACAUUCCAUUCCGAUCGACACUGACAAGGCAAAUAGAGAAAUAAUCGAACAAGACUAUAAUUUGUGGGAUGCUCUGGAAAGUUCAAAAUGGAUUCCUUGUGACACUAUAGAACUGUGCUAUUAAUGAUUAAGAAUAAAAAUAUGAAGAUUCACAUCACCUUUGAUCAUACAAGUGCACAUUAUCACUUCUAAUACGUGAAUAUAGAAAAAUAUAUUUUAUAUGUGAUCUCUCUUCAAAACUACGUCUAGUUGCAGCAGUUUUUAUAGCACUUCUGAUACCGAGUGAUUAUCAUUUUCCAUAUCUACGUAUAAAAUAAAUUUUCGUUCCUCAAGAU
This is a messenger RNA of Ooceraea biroi (clonal raider ant), 1099 nucleotides long. It is a transcript of the gene Secp43, whose product is annotated as tRNA Selenocysteine associated protein. The record is from RefSeq and is a predicted model, not a curated record. Gene Ontology annotation, molecular function: RNA binding. Lineage: Eukaryota; Metazoa; Arthropoda; Insecta; Hymenoptera; Formicidae.